This is a messenger RNA of Morus notabilis, 806 nucleotides long. Its product is annotated as transcriptional regulator TAC1. The transcript has a single exon. The record is from RefSeq and is a predicted model, not a curated record. Lineage: Eukaryota; Viridiplantae; Streptophyta; Magnoliopsida; Rosales; Moraceae. Bases 201 to 806 code for a protein of 201 amino acids.
CACUACAACCCACAUAGAUAACGCCUAUGUCGUUUAUUUGUCUCUUUUCUCCCACUCUUCAAAACUCAUUUCCUAAUACACCCACCAUCCUCUUUAUAUUAGUACUACUUCCUUCUCCCUAUAAUCUUCCUCUCAUUUUCCAGUAGUAAAUAUUAAGCUAAUUAAUUACCUUAAUUUCUUCGUAUUAUCCUAACAAUAUUAUGGCUGAAUCAGAUACGAAAAGCUGUAGCGACGAAACUGAUCGGUCAGAUCAAAACGACGAUCUAGGGUCAGGCAGGUGCUACGAGUGCGCAUUUUGCAAGAGAGGCUUCACCACCGCACAAGCCUUGGGUGGACACAUGAACAUCCAUCGCAAAGAUAGAGUCAAGCCCAUCAGGCCUAAUUACACGGCUGAUGAUCAUCAUCAUAACCAUAAUCCCGUGAUUUCGAGCAAAUUAGUGGACGAUAAUUAUGCAAGUUUUAGAUCCUUCUUUGCAAUCCAAAGCUACCCGCCGGUGCACUUCGCUAGAGCUCCUGAUCAUCAGGUACAUCUAGAUUAUCACCACACAUAUACAGCUUUGGGUAAUACUACUGUGCCGAAACCCUCACAAGAUCAAUAUAAUUCACAGGAUCAUGAUCCCAAUUAUUAUGAUCCGUUGAGAGGGAAUUGGAGAGGAAGUACUUUGAGCUUAGGAAUCGGUAUGGAACAAGAAGAUGAUCAUGAUCAUCAUGAAUAUCAUCAUGAUAAAGAGAAAAUAAGUGGUGGUCUGCAUAGAGAAGAUCAUGUGGAAGUGGAUUUGGAGCUUCGACUUGGUUAUGAUCCAUAG